CUGCUCCUUCAUCCAGGUGGCUGACACUGAUCCUGGGACUGUUCCAGCCUAGAGCUCCUCCUACCUGUGACCCAAGAUUCCAGCCCACCCUCUGCCAUGAAAAUCCUUCCUUUUCUCCUUGUUGUUCUCUUGGUGGCAUUUCACGGAGCUGCAGGUAGAAGCUUGGCACGACCCAGGAGACCUUACAUGCAGUGUGGAUAUCGUGGGACCUUCUGCCACAGGGGGAAAUGCCCCCGUGGCAAUGAUUACCUGGGGUCGUGUCGUUCUGGGUAUAAUUGCUGUAGGUGGUAA
Molecule: messenger RNA, 291 nt
Organism: Cinclus cinclus
Lineage: Eukaryota; Metazoa; Chordata; Aves; Passeriformes; Cinclidae
Product: gallinacin-4-like
Exons: 3
Coding region: 97-291 (64 amino acids)
Source: RefSeq, a predicted model, not a curated record